CUGUGCUGGAAUAUCGAGAGGUAGACAGGAUCGCGACCAGAACAGGAUUACAGGGACUCGAUCAUCCGGAAGAUAAUAUCCACCAUAUGGACAUUAAAGUUUUCUACGCUAAGCUUUCAAGUACUUUCAUCAACGUUCUACCCAUUGAUUGGGAAAGACGAGCCGGAUUAGUAGCUGACCAAUUCUGUGUACACGUGCCAGCUAAAUUAUUGUUUUUCUUGUUUGGUGUUCGUGUACGAGAAGGCAGAAAUAAGGAAAAGAAAUUAUCAUGCUGGAGUCUCGCCGGAAGUGUCUUGUAUAAAUACAGCUGUCGCGCGCUACGCAAAAGGAGAGCCGGUGAACGGGGUAAGCGAUACUCCACCAUCGCAGACAUUCUUUCGUCGAAGGAAGAAAGGCGUGAAGAGAGAAGAGGGUUAAAAAAUUUGUGAAAGGAAACCAGAUCUAAAAAUGUCUAAUCCUCCCAAUCUUUUUCGAAACGUUUUUAUCCCUUCUAAUAUUAAAUCGCCAACUUUUGCUACGAACGUAGGAUAUUAAGACAUUGGGCACGCGAUUCGAGUGAUUUCAGCAGACUCGCGAGGAGAAUAUUGCGAAAUUGGGAAAUUUGUAAGGAAGAUAAUUACAGAUAAAAAUGAUCGACGAGGGAAGAAACGAUAGAAAAGAAAAUGAAGGCAUACACGUCAAUGAAAAUUUGAUAAUUAUAACUAUUGUAAGACAAGAAAAAUGAAAAAUAACGGAGCUACGAAAUUAAUAAACGCAUUUUCAA
Messenger RNA from Bombus pyrosoma, 763 nucleotides. RefSeq lists its product as uncharacterized. The record is from RefSeq and is a predicted model, not a curated record. The transcript is spliced from 4 exons. Lineage: Eukaryota; Metazoa; Arthropoda; Insecta; Hymenoptera; Apidae. The coding region runs from base 87 to 428 and encodes 113 amino acids.